Messenger RNA from Lates calcarifer (barramundi perch), 3128 nucleotides. Its product is annotated as cerebellar degeneration-related protein 2. Lineage: Eukaryota; Metazoa; Chordata; Actinopteri; Centropomidae. The record is from RefSeq and is a predicted model, not a curated record. The coding region runs from base 166 to 1518 and encodes 450 amino acids. The transcript is spliced from 6 exons.
AUCCGUCUGUCUGUCCGGUGAUGAGCGCACACCGGUGCCGGCAGCAGGCGGGCAGACGACGGCGGGGAAGACGCGCUUUAUCACUAUCGCAUUGAACCGCGACUUUGUCAUGUUUAAGAACCGGAAUAAUUCUUGAAAAGCGUGAGAGUGAUUUUCAACGUGAAGAUGCUGACAGACAUGAUUGUGGAGGAGGAAUUUGAGAUCAAGGAGGAGGAACCGUGGUACGACAAGCAAGACCUUGAACAUGACCUGCAGCUGGCCGCCGAGCUCGGGAAGACUCUUCUGGAGAGGAACAGGGAGCUGGAGCAGGGGCUGCAGCAGAUGUACUCCACCAACCAGGAGCAGCUGCAGGAGAUCGAGUACCUGACGAAGCAGGUGGACCUCCUCAGGCAGGUCAACGAUCAGCAUGCUAAAGUGUACGAGCAGCUGGACGUGUCGGCCAGAGAGCUGGAGCAGAGCAACCACAAACUGGUCCUGGACAAUAGGACGGCCCAGCAGAAGAUCCAGGGGCUGACAGAAACAGUGGAGCUGCUGCAGACGCAGGUGGAGGAGCUGCAGCAUCAGGUAGAGGAGAUGAAGUUGAGUCCUCAGCCUCACAGGCCUCCACACAGAGAGAGGUGGCCGACUCGCAGCAGCCACAGUGUGUCCUGCCUCAAAGAGCUGCAAAACACACUCAGGUACGACUACGAUCCUGAUGAAUCUUCAGACGACCGUGAGUCCUCCGACAUGUCGUGGCAUGAGGAGGAGCAGGCAUCGCUGCGUCAGUCCCUCCGCACCCUCCAGACUCAGUUUGCCAGUGAGCGUGCUCGGAGGGAGCAGGCAGAGCGAGAGGCUGAGCUGCUCGCCGGCGAGAACACAGCGCUGGAGCAACAGCUGGCAAGGAUGGAGGGAUGUCAGGCCAGAGUGUUGGAGCUGGAGCUUGAGGCUGAAGAGCUUCGUCAGCUCUGGAAAUCAGAGUCCUCUACAAGAUCCUGCAGACCGGGCAUAAUCCAUAACCUGCUGGCGGACCCGAUGUUCCUCAACCCGGAGGAGGAGGGGGGUGAAGGGGACACGGCUGCAGCUAAAAGCCCCCGGGUGCUGAAGCAAUGGGGCAGCGAGCGGCUGAUGAAGGUGACGCAGAUGCCCGACUUUCCCGACAAGAUCUACGACCAUGAAUGCUCCUGCGUGCGCCGAGCCGAGGUGGUGAAGUAUCGCGGGAUCUCACUGCUCAACGAGGUGGACGCCCAGUACAGUGCCUUGCAGGUGAAGUACGACGAGCUGCUGCGGCGCUGCCACCUGGGGCCACAGGAGCCUGAGGAGGAACAGGACGGUCAGAGCCAUAAAUCGGUCCAGACUCCGUCCCCCAUUGGAGCUUGUCCCGCUCUGACAGACAUGGAGGACUUCGAGGAUGACUUUCAUCAGCCAGAGUACAAGGAACUUUUUAGGGAAAUUUUCUCCCGUAUUCAGAAAACCAAAGAGGACCUGAUUGAAAACAGGGGGAGACCCUCAGCAGGUGACACGCUGCCUAUUUUGCAUUAGUUGCUUCCAAAAAAAAAAGAAAAGAAAGAAAAAGAACUGCUGCAAGAUUAAUUAUCGUCUUCCAGUUACAGAACGACUCUUUGGAAAGACUCUCACAGCAGCACAUCAAGCUCUAUACUUUACAGUUUGUUAUUUGCCCAGAAAUACCCAGCAAAGGGGUUUAAUAUAAGAGUGAUGCAGAAACAAGAAGACCGAACACCACCAGCUCACGUCUCAGAUGUGGCUCACUUUGCACAGAAACACCAGUGCCUAACGCCGCCGUCUCUACUGUACAAUCACUCUACCUCACUUUGCACAGCCCCGGUUUUAAACAAGCUCCUGAGGAAAUCAUCUCUGGGGAAUAAAAUGUGUUUUAUUAUGAUAAACUGUAUCGGUGACACUCUGUUUCACUGUUUCACAGGUCCUGUAGUUUCCCAGAGACGUUAAUGUGAAUUCACAAAAAGGUUCCUGGUAAAGAUAUAAACCUAACAUUGUUAUUUGGUACUAAUUACAGAAAGUGGAGACUGUGAUCAGUUGGUACACUUCCAGUUAAACUGUUUCAAUUAACUGCUGGUGUGACUUAGAAAGUCUUUUGUGCAGCCAGUCAGCUGAACAUGCAGAGAUGUGACAUAACAGCAGGUCUUCACAUUUAAGAAGCAGGAGCUUGAUCCUUUUUGGCAUUUCCCCUUUAAAAAUUACAUUUAAUCACAGUUAAUCAAUUGUGAAAAAAUUUGCUGCCAUCAAUCAACCAAUCGUUUUAGCUCUAAACUGCUUAUAGACCAACUCAACUUUAAGAUCUUUGUCUCUGUUGUCCCUUAUGUUUUUCCAGGAAACGUCCCUAGAAUAUUAUUAGGAAAAUUAGAUCUGUAAAAUGAAGCACCACUGUCAUAUCUGCUGUUUAUUUUCUUUACUGAUCUCCUAUGGUCAAAUGUGAACUUUUUAAUUUAUUCUACUUUGCAACUAUAGAAAAAAUGAAUAACUGUAGCUUUCUUGGUGAUAGUUUUGCCUGCGCCAAUGCAAGGAUGUCCAAUAUAAUAAGGUAUCUGAUGUUAUGGGAGUUGAUAUUAUCAGAAGUAAAAGCUGGCGAUUCCAAGGUGCUCAAAUAAUUAGAUUUUUUUUGUAAUUGUAACACGUAUUUCUCUUAUCUUAUACUUGAUAAUUGUAUGUUAGAUUAGACGACUGUGAGUGAAUGUUAUAUUAAAGGGAAGUUCUGACGUUUACCAAAAUAGUAACUCUCUAUGUACUUGAUAAUGUAACAGCCUCCUGAUAUAUUAGCCUCAGGAAGCGAUGUAUGAGUAGAAGCUUUUUCUCAGCAGCACUUCUGUUGCUUUUGCUGCCUGACGACGUCCCUGUGUCUUUGUUUAAGCUUAAAGACUCUGCACAUAUAGUUGUAGAUGUCCUGUUAAAUCACAUUAAGAUGCACUUUAGAAUUGCACAGAAAUUACUGAUGCUCUUCUGACACUUUAUAUUUCUGCCGUGUAAUUAAUGCAAGCGUGAUGUGCUACGGUUUCAAUCAUAUUCUAGACCUGAAUAAUCUGCAGUAUGUAUGUACGACGUGUUUUUACCUGUUUCAUGAUUGGAUGUCAUAGUUACUGUUAUUACUCUGAGCCAUAAAACAUGAAGCAAGUUGA